AUGGAAGAUUUUAGGAGAAGCUUGGAGAGGCAAGAGCGAGAAAGAAAUGAGAGAAACUGUAGAGCAGAUGAAAUCAAUGAGUUGCAGAGACAAGUUGAUGAACAAGUUGUCAUAGCAGUGGCUUUGCAAGAUGAAGAGAACCAAGGUCGCCGCCAUGGUUCACAAGUUGGCCGCCGAAAGAAUGUGGACAGACAUAGGCAUUCUCGGGGUAAGAAUCUUUUGGAAGAUUAUUUUAUCCCAACUUCUUUAUACUCUAAUGUUGAUUUUCGAAGGCGAUUUAGAGUGCAACCCCAUGUGUUCAAUAAAAUCAUGCAUGAUAUUUGCAAUCAUGAUGCAUACUCUGUUCAAAAGUGUGAUGCUACUGGGGUUUUGGGACUUCUUCCGAAGCAAAAGCUUACUGCUGUUAUACGAAUGUUGGCGUAUGGAGCAUCUGCUGAUCAGGUGGAUGAGGUUGCCCGGAUGGGGAAGUCAACUACGUUGGAGGCUUUGGUAAGAUUUUGUGAUGCGGUUGAAACUCUGUACACUAGAGACUAUCAUCCUUGA
Messenger RNA from Prunus avium (sweet cherry), 543 nucleotides. NCBI's taxonomy places the organism in Eukaryota, Viridiplantae, Streptophyta, Magnoliopsida, Rosales, Rosaceae. The record is from RefSeq and is a predicted model, not a curated record.